Erythranthe guttata (spotted monkey flower) is the source of this 1858-nucleotide messenger RNA. RefSeq lists its product as uncharacterized. The record is from RefSeq and is a predicted model, not a curated record. Lineage: Eukaryota; Viridiplantae; Streptophyta; Magnoliopsida; Lamiales; Phrymaceae.
CAUUUAACAUGGUCCACAUUUUCCAUAUGUACAUUAGAUUUUGAUAAAUCUUCAAAUUAAAUAAUUUCAUGGAGUUUUUAAUGCUAGAGAUAAAUAUGAAGAUGUAGAUGUUUAGGCCUUUAGGGCACCAAAGGGGUACUUUCGUCACAUCAGAAAAAUACACAAGGGCAAAAUCGUCACACGCACUGACAGGGAAUACAUGGUGAAAUCACUCCUCCAAAGCCCCAUCUUCUCUCUCUCUCAAAUAUGAACACAGAGGAAGAGGAAGAGAAGAAACAAUUCAUCAAUCCACAAUUCUCUCUCUAGAAAUCAUCCGUCGGAUUUUCUCCACUGCUCAUGUUCGUGAUCCGACGACCAUAAAUUCACGGUUCAUUUGAUCCAAUCACGGCACCAGCUGGCCAUGGCGCUGCAUUUUUCCGUGCGUUGUACUUUUGGCUGAUGACGAUGCGAAUUGAAACAGAGGAGAUUAAAAAAUGAAUCUGUAAAUUCAAAGCUGUUUUGUGAAGAUACAUAUAUUUAUAUAUAUAUUUUUUGUUGUAGCGUGAUUUUUGUGAGCUGAAAACAUCCGAGGAUGCAUAAUCGGAAAGCGUACAGGGGAGGAUUUUGAUUGGCUAUCCUUUACAGUGUGAAGGUUCGCAAACCAACUUGUUUGCAUGUAGAUACAGAAGAAUAUGGAGACAACUACAUGUGAUGUUAAUCACUUGGAAGCUGACGCCCUUUUGCCACCUCGAAAACGGCUUCUGGCCGGAUUGAAGCGGCAGAAUUCUGAUGUCAAUUCCCCACCGCCAGCAACUGCUAUUGUUGCUGGGAGCAAGAACUACGUGCAUCUCAAUAAUCCGUUUAAGUCCCAGUUGAUUAAUCCUAAUCUUUCGAAUGAAGAGAUUGUCGAAGCGUCUAGAAUUGCAGCUACAGAAGCUGCAAAAGUUGCAAAAGCUGCGAGAGCCAAUGCUGAAGAGAAAGCCGCAAAAGCCGCAAAGGCAGUAGCUGCUGCCAAGACUGCAUUGGAUCUUGUCGCCACUCUUUCCGAUGAGGUGGCAGUCGAAGAAAAACACCUGAAAAAGAACAAGAUGAAGAAGCAGGUUCCUGUCGAAACACUGUACAAUAAAAACAAAGGCAAAAAUACUACUAACUGUAGAACAGACGAAGAAUUGGCCCGUAAGUUGCACCAAGCCAUCAACAGUUCUCCAAGAAUCUUGAAGAACUCGUCAGAUUCCGUUGUAAAAAAUCACAAGCAUAAAAGGCUGAAAAGCUCUGCAGACACCACCACUACUACUACUAGCAGUGGUCAUGGUGCAGUAGGUGAGGUAGACACAGAAGGUCCUGUAAUAAAGAAGAUAGACACGAUUAUGGUAGAUUUGAGCACACCGAAACAUGACAAAGGUGACCGAUUGAAGUUUGAAAAUAACGAAGUUUUGGAUAGUUACGGUAAAAAAAGGGGAAGAAUGAAGCAGAAAAAGUUGCCGUUGAGUAUUUGUAGUUCCAAGGAUCAAAGUGGUCCCAAAGAGGAGCUGAAAUUACGAGGGGCGCCACUGUUGGAAGAUAACCAGACCCUGUUUCAAAUGGGGCCGUCGGACAAUAAUUUGUUGCCUGUAGAGAGGGCAUCGAUGUGGAAGUGCCAAACGUUCAAGGCACCGGUUUGUGUUAAACAGAAUAAAGUUAUGCAGUUAUAGUGUCGAUACUUGUAUUUUUAACAACCGCAGGAGGCCGUUGUGAUUGAAGUCUGGCCUAAGUUAGUACUCAGUUAUGGUUUUUGUAUACGUGAGGCCCUUUUGUUUUUUUUUUUUUUGUUUUUUGCUUGCUUGUGAGUAGACUGUUGUGAUUUUUGAAGUUUAAAUGUAUAUUGUUGUGCUUUGGUUGA